This is a messenger RNA of Panonychus citri (citrus red mite), 1470 nucleotides long. RefSeq lists its product as uncharacterized. The transcript has 3 exons. Bases 805 to 1470 code for a protein of 221 amino acids. The record is from RefSeq and is a predicted model, not a curated record. Lineage: Eukaryota; Metazoa; Arthropoda; Arachnida; Trombidiformes; Tetranychidae.
CAUCAUCUUUUUCUCAACCAUCCUCAUCAUCAUCUCAACCUCAUCAUCCUUUCAAUCAAGAACCACCGACCAAUUGACUCCAUUCACCUCUGUUUCUCGCCUCAAGUGGAGGGAUGUAAUGUUUCAAUCAGCUAAUUCAGUUGACCAAGAAAACUUUACGUUUUAAAACUUGUCUUUACAAUUAGACAAAUAGAAAGAAGAUUUUUCUUUAGUAAUUUUCUCUUACUUUUCUCUGUCUUUUUCUCUUUCUAUUUAUUUAAAAUUUAUCAUCUUUAUCUUCUUUCUUACCUUUAUCCCAACAGUUUCAAAUCUUUACAACGGUCGAGAAAAGGGUACUAAUAAUAAUAUUAUUAGUCUUUUCUUUGGGUCUUUCUCUUUGUCUCUUUCUUUCUUAUCCUCUCUCUUUCUCUUUACCUCUUCUCAUCCUUUGGUACUUAACCAAAAACCCUUAACCAUUGAAAACCAUUAACAAUUUGGAUCUCAAUUGAGAUAGUUAAUCAAUUUAAUUUUGUUCAACAAAUAAGUUUCAAUCAAUCUGGUUCAUGUAAUUCAGUUAAUCAUUUGUUUUAGUUGUAUUACUAAUAAUUUGUGUCUAAUUAAUAAUAUUAAUAAUAAUAAAAGUCUUAAUUUCUUUUGGGUGACAAAAUUUACUGGUGAAAACCUUACAAGUCGACAGGAUAAAUUUCCUCGUCUUUACCCUCACUCACUUCUGCUACUUAAUUAUCUUCAUCAAUUUGUGUUAUAUUACAGUUCAAUCGUCUUGUUUUCUUAUUAUUUUCAUCACAAUCAACUCAACUAAUCAAAAUGUUCAACGAUGGUGAUAAUUUUCAACCUUCAUCAGUUAAUAUUAAUAAUAAUAGUGAUGUUGUUCCUCCUCCACGACCACCACCUCCACCUGAACAUCAACAACAAUCAAAUCACUUCCGCCCAAGACUACAUAUUUUUAAUGGACAUGAUAAGUCGGUAACUAUUGAAAAUUGGUUGAAAUUAUAUGAAUCAACUGCUAAUCGUUAUAAUUGGUCAUAUGAUGAAAAAAUUGAUCUUCUUGCUGAGUAUUUAGACAAAGAUGCUUUAAAUACUUACAUUUCUGCUCGUGAUUCUGGUGAUUGGAUCACAAUUAAAAAUAAACUAAUUACUCGUUUUGGUGUCAGGUCAAUUAGACCAAGUGUUGAAUUUUGUCGAUUAAAAUUCAAUCAUGUCAAAAAUGUUGACGAGUAUUUCGAGAGUAAGAAACGACUAGCUGGUCUAGCGGGUUUCACUGAAACUCAAGCAGUUGAAUUAAUGAUUGAUCAUCUCUCAGAUGAAUUGAAUCGAUGUUUUUUAGGUCAUCAAGUUAAUACUUAUUGUGAGUUUUAUACAAUUGCCAAAACAGCCGAACAACAAUUACCUCGAAAUGACAAUCACAAUAAUAAUAAUAAUCAAAAUAAAAAUCAAACAACCGAAAGGAGCUUGUUAUCGUUGCAUUGCUAA